UGACAAGCCAGAUCAAAGAAUGUCUGUGUUGCUGGGUUAUCGUUCCCCGAAUACUUUACGCCAGAUAUGCACCUGAGCGUAGGGCCACUACAGGUUUUCAUCUGCGCUCCACUAAUAUGCAUUUCAGCUCUGUUGAAGCAGAUGUUUGUAACUCGAAGAAGGCAGCUAACGAAGCCCAACAGCAUUCAACCCAGACGCUGCCUAACUCAGAGGGACGCCGUAGAGCUACACAUAUAAGUAUUAAUAGUUGCUCAGCGUCCAAUUUAAUCCAGAUACUACACAGGUGGCAUUGUCAAUCAAACCUGAUACUGCAUUUAACGACACUAUAUCCGCAAGCAUUUCUAUUACCCAGUUUCCGAAUCUCAACAGAAAAAUGCCGUCUACAAUCCCAUACGAUCCUAGCCUUGUGAUGGGCCUACAUGCAGUCGUCCCCAAGAACGUCGAAGAGGCGGAUAAGGACACCGUCCAGCAAACUGAAAAUGAAGAACACGAUAAGAAACCAACGUCCUCUGACUCGGAACAAGAGAAGCCCGACAAUCAGCAGUAAAAGGAGGUAGGGCUUCGCUAGCUUGCGGCAUCUGGCUUGCGGCAUCUGACAAUGGGAAAAUCGAUUGGGGGAGGGGGAUAAUCGGGGUUCUAGGCUUCUAAGGAGCUGAACAGGUCGGAAGACCGAAAGGGGGGGAUACAUGUACUUGGCAGGCUUCAGCCUCAUCAACAGAUCUAAAUCCCGAAAUAGAAUUCAGCUUCGGACUACUCCGAGAGUUGUUGAUUAUAUGGUAUUGCAAAGUUUGAAUACUAAUCACACGCCCUGUAAGAUGCCAGGAGAAGCUCUAUCCAAAC
Trichoderma harzianum CBS 226.95 is the source of this 840-nucleotide messenger RNA. RefSeq lists its product as hypothetical. Lineage: Eukaryota; Fungi; Ascomycota; Sordariomycetes; Hypocreales; Hypocreaceae. Bases 374 to 547 code for a protein of 57 amino acids. The transcript is spliced from 2 exons. The record is from RefSeq and is a predicted model, not a curated record.